Molecule: messenger RNA, 684 nt
Organism: Strongylus vulgaris
Lineage: Eukaryota; Metazoa; Nematoda; Chromadorea; Rhabditida; Strongylidae
Source: the annotation of a GenBank genome assembly
AUGCCAGCAGAAGCCCUUGCCAAUCUAGCUCGAGUUCUUCGCAUCACUCCGGAGACAUUUGAGGAAGCCAUUGAAGCAGCAGCGGAUGUGCUGCUUCGCGGUGGGGUCGUUGCUCUUCCAACUGACACUCUAUAUGGUGUAUCGACACUCAUCGAACAUUCGGAUAAGCUGUAUUCGCUGAAAAGGCGUGAAAGAGCGAAACCACUCGGUUUGUUCCUUGCCGACCCUACAGAGAUUUCUCGUUGGGCUCGACUGAACAUCCCAGCACAGCUCGCCGGCCAGCUUCUACCUGGUCCUGUUACUUUAAUACUGAAUCGAUUGCCCACUCUAACUCGCAGUUUUAAUCCAGACGUUGAAAACGUCGGCGUGCGGGUGCCUGAUUCGCCACUGGUUCGAGCCCUUUGUGCUCGUCUCGGUCGUCCGCUCGCUCAGACUUCAGCUAAUGUAAGUGGAUCUCCUGUGAAUCCCACUAGAAUUGAGGACUUUAGUGAUCUCAUGGAUCAGAUUGAUCUCGUACUUGAUGGCGGGGUCAUCGGAAGGGCUCCGGAUGGCUCCCGCAUUAGCAGUGAGGGCAGCACAAUAGUAGACCUUACCCAGGAUGAUUUCUAUUGUAUUGUGAGGGAGGGGUGUGCUUUGAAGCAUACGGAAGAGUUGCUCAGAGCCGCUGGUAUUCGUCCUCUUUGA